ACUUGUAUCCAUUAUGGUCGGUGAGAGUUGUGGCUACACACAUACAAAUGAACUGAAGAAGUUUAUUAUUCAGUUUGUUCCACAAUAUUAAAAAGCCAAGGAAGAAAAUUGAACAACCAAAAGAGGCUGAUACACUUAAUAUUUCUAUAGCAUUAUGAAUAAAUCAUCCCCAACACAGCUGAAACCACCAGAAUGUUCACAGUGUAGGAGCAGUGCAGAAUACUACUGCAGGACAUGUAAACAAGAUUUAUGUGUACCCUGUAAGGAGGAACAUGUAAUAGACUUUGACACAAAACUCCACAAUGUAGUGAUUGAUCGCUUAAAAUAUGGAGACUUUAUGUUACUAGAGACUUGUGAGAAACACCCAAACAUGGCCUGUGAAAUGUGGUGCCUUUUGUGUAAGCUUCCUAUUUGUUCUAACUGUGUAGAGCACGUAAGUCAUAUACCUCAGGAUAUAAAAUUGGUGUAUAAAAUUCAGCAAAAACAACACCAGCAAAGAACUGUUCUUGUAAAAAGUGAGAUCAUGCUGCAUAAUCGUGGUAUCCAGUCAGGAAUCAAUUCUGAUUUCAGAUCUUGUCAAACAGAAAUCUCCAAACUCCAGAAAAAUAUGAUAAUCAAAGCUGAAAGACUGAAGGAUCAGAUAGAUAUAGUAUUGGAAGAUGUUACAGAGGACACCAGGGUAAAACUAAAAUGUUACUUCAACUCUAAACAGAAACAGCAAAGAAGACGCAUAAGAUCCAUACAAAAACGUGUAUGCAUGACUGAACAGUUAGCAAACAGAGCGAUACAGUUUCUUUUAUUCUUUAAGGAAACCAAUGUUUUCAAUAUAAAUGACACUCCCAGUACAUCAAUAGUCACAGUUCACUCUCUGAGUGAGGAAAUCAACAAAGCUAAUGUUUUCAAUUGCCUGGGACGAAUCCAAGUUACAGAGACCAGAAAAAGAGAAGUAAGAAAUGAACAGAUAUAUAAAGUGGUGUCUCCACCAGUGUUACAGAAAUCUUUCAAGGUGAAGAGUAAAUGGUUUAUGUCUAAUUUUAUUGGUCAUAUUUCCUGUGUGACACCAGACACUGCCUGGGUCAGCAGUUGGAACGAUUUAAACUUGACAGACACAACGGGUGAAAGUUUACAUUAUCUUGACAUUAAAUAUAUCGACAUAAUCAAGGAUGGUGUACACACAGUGACUAGAGAAGGCAAUCUUGUAUACAUAGAUACGUAUUACAAAAUCAACAAACUCUCGUUGAACAAUAAAACUAAGUCUACAUUAAGGAUGAUAGCAGAACCUUGGAAACCAUUCUGUCUCUACUGCUCUCCCUUAAAUGGAGAUUUCCUUAUUGGGAUGAUGAGUUCGGAUACAAAUAAAGCCAAGGUAGGACGAUACAACAGUAAAGGACAAAAACUCCGACACAACCCAGGUCAGGAACUGUACGAUAAUCCCAGAUAUAUCACAGAAAACCUCAAUGGAGAUGUGAUUGUUUCUGAUUUGAAUAAAAAUGACUCUGGCUUAGGUGUUAUAGUGGUGACAGACUCUAUUGGAACACAUCGCUUCUCCUUCAAAGGAAAUUCACAAGGGUCAAAAUUUAGACCAUAUGGAAUUUGUACAGAUGCUCUGGCCCACAUCCUAGUUUGUGAAUCUUACAGCAGGACCGUACAAAUCAUAGACAAAGAUGGUCAGUUCCUGUCAGUGCUACUGACAGAAGAACAAGGAAUAAAAGAUCCAUACACCAUAAGUUAUGAUCACAGAUCACAUCUUCUCUGGGUCGGAUCAUGGCGGGACACUGUAAUCCAUAUAUACAGACAUAUACAGAAACGUGAAUAUCUUAGAGGGAAUUAUAUAUAAAAGUAAAUAAUGUAUAGGUACAGUACAGACACUUAAGGAACUAAUAAGUACAUGUACAUUUGAAAUUAUUGAUACAUAUUCAAGUACAUAUAACUCUCCCUUUUUAAUGAGAGCUAUGUCCAUGUAUACAUAGAUUACUAGUAAUAUUUUUAUACAAAUGGUGGUCAAACCUGAAAGAUGAUUCAUACUUUUUUUUUUUUUUUUUUUUUAAUUUUAUUUCCCAGACCUAUACUAUAACAUUUGAAUUCCCUACACGAAUCUUUAUGGCAGCUGCCAGGGAUGGGGCCCUGACUAAGCUCCAUCGAAA
Saccostrea echinata is the source of this 2144-nucleotide messenger RNA. RefSeq lists its product as uncharacterized. Gene Ontology annotation, cellular component: chromatin; nucleoplasm. Bases 155 to 1837 code for a protein of 560 amino acids. Gene Ontology annotation, biological process: positive regulation of DNA-templated transcription. Gene Ontology annotation, molecular function: ubiquitin-protein transferase activity; zinc ion binding. The record is from RefSeq and is a predicted model, not a curated record. The transcript is spliced from 2 exons. NCBI's taxonomy places the organism in Eukaryota, Metazoa, Mollusca, Bivalvia, Ostreida, Ostreidae.